AUGUUAUCGUUGCACACAUAUCAAAUGGCAUUCCCCAACCCGCAUCCGUACGACGAGUCUCUGUACUCUCAGCAACAACCUCAAUUUCAAGGCCCUCAAGUUCAAGGAUACCCUCAACACGAGUCGCCAAGCGCGACGUCGCCCGGCGGCGCGAGCAGCAGCAGUGCCAGUACGCCGAUGGCGUAUCAGGGCCAGUGGGAGUUUGCAUCUGUGGCCCCAAUACCCACUGUGCCAUCUCAGCCUACCUUGCAUCCCGCUAUAUUCUCACCCCAUGAGACUUAUGGUGCCGCGGACUUUGCGCCUCCGCCGGGUCCACCUCCACUUCCAGCUCCUGUAGCCGAGAUGCAGCACCAUUCUCCGGCACCUCCAGCAGUGAUUAGGCUUGAGGAGAAGCAGCCUUUGAUUCCCAACGAGAUUCUUACGCGUUCACGUGCUCGUGAUGAAGCGCGACAGCAAGCCGCCUCUGGAUCUGGCUCGGGGUCGCCCGGCGGUGGUACUGGCGGGGUGAGCAGAUCUACGCGCGCUCAUGAGCGUCCGUCUCCAUAUACCCGUCCGCAGCCAUCAGGCUCGGGCUCGGGUCAGCGGAAGGGCAAACGUGCUGCUGGUGGUGAUAGCAGCCGCCCGUCGACAUCCGCCCGUCGGAUGAGCGGGUCGCCCAUGAAUUUCUCGCCUGAGGAAGUAGCCGAGUCUUCUGCGAGCGUGGGCGGUUCACAUUCUGCUGUUGGCGGUGGUGAUUUGUCGCCUGUGGUCGGUGGAAGUGUUGGGCAGCCUGGGAUUGCGGGGAUGAGUCCUCCCGCGAUCGUCCCAAGCAUGUCGCGCACCUCAGCUCCUCGCGUAUCUUCGCCCCUCGCACGUGUGCCUCCCUUGUCCAUCGGUGAAGCGGUCCAGCCCAAGGUUUACAGCAUUCGCGGCGACAUCCUCUGGAACGAAGAAGACGAGAUGCUCGAGCUUGAGUUUGAAAUGCCCGGCGUCAAGAUGGCCGACCUCGACAUCUCGCUUGUGCGCGAACCCUACUCCCAAGCCGUGCAACUCGUCAUUCAAGGCCGCACCUCGCCUCGUUUGACAAACUCACCCGGAAAGCGCGCGCAACUCAGGCGGGAACGCAACUACGGUCCCUUCCGUCGCGCCAUCAUGGUGCCUCCUACUACCACGGCCGACAAUGUAAAAGCUAUUUUGGAUGACGGUGUCUUGACCGUUCGUGUGCCCCUUCCCAUGUCCGGCGUGCCUCAAGAACCUCCUCAAGCCGUCCAGCUCCAGCAUUGA
Peniophora sp. CBMAI 1063 is the source of this 1263-nucleotide messenger RNA. The record is from the annotation of a GenBank genome assembly. NCBI's taxonomy places the organism in Eukaryota, Fungi, Basidiomycota, Agaricomycetes, Russulales, Peniophoraceae.